Microplitis mediator is the source of this 3259-nucleotide messenger RNA. It is a transcript of the gene Marf, whose product is annotated as transmembrane GTPase Marf. Lineage: Eukaryota; Metazoa; Arthropoda; Insecta; Hymenoptera; Braconidae. Gene Ontology annotation, biological process: mitochondrion localization; mitochondrial fusion. The transcript is spliced from 14 exons. The record is from RefSeq and is a predicted model, not a curated record. Gene Ontology annotation, molecular function: GTP binding; GTPase activity. The coding region runs from base 580 to 2880 and encodes 766 amino acids. Gene Ontology annotation, cellular component: mitochondrial outer membrane.
UACGUUAAAUUGUAUAGCAAGUUGUGUAUAAAUUGUCGUCAAAAAUGGAAAAGUCCGAAGUUGACGGACAUUUGAUGAAAAAUUCAAGGAAACUUUUGUAAGUAUUAUAUUCUAUUAGGGUAGAACUCCCAGGUCCCAGAGUAGAGUAAAAAACGAAAACACACCUGAGGUAAACUCUCUUGUUGGGAUAAUCUCUUAUAUGUAUAGUUUCGUCAUAAAUAUGAUUUCAUAACCAAAAAGAUAAGCUGUAAAUUUUUUCUGCAUACCAGUACUAGUAGUGGUGACUACUGAAAUGGAGUAAGCUGGUUGUGAUUGAAGAUCACGAGGAUUUAACAUCGAAUACGUAUUAAAAUGGAUAGUAUAACGUGCACUGGAAUAAAUGAUAGUAAUAAUUCAUCAUCGUCAGAUAAUAAUGAACCGUCUAAUAAGCAGUUGAUCCCGCAUGCUGUCUGCACGAUAUCAGUACUCUGCCUGAAUUGUAACACACUGUAUAUUGACGAUAAUUAGUUCAUCUUUAGCAAUAAAUAAAUAAUUUAUAAUUAUAUAUAUAUAUAUAAAAACAAAUAUAAAAGUAUAUAAAUGGCUGCCUACAUCAAUCGAACGGUAUCGAUGAUUGGAGGAGACAGCCAACUUCGUGCUAAUGAUAUUCGAACUGAUAAUUCUCCUCUUCAGAUUUUUGUCAAAGCUAAGAAAAAAAUAAAUGAUAUAUUUGGUGAAAUAGAAGUUUAUGUUAAGGAAACAGUUGACUUUAUGCAAACACUUCAAAAUGAUCGUAAUGUCAUUAGUACAGAAGAAGUUGAAAAUAUUAAAAGUUACAUUAACAGAGUACAUGGAAUACGUGAUGUCCUUAAGCGAGAUCACAUGAAAGUAGCAUUUUUCGGAAGAACAAGUAAUGGAAAAAGUACUGUGAUCAAUGCCAUGUUACGUGACAAAAUUCUACCAAGUGGUAUUGGACACACGACAAAUUGUUUUUUACAAGUUGAAGGUUCUGAAAAUGGUGAAUCAUAUUUAAUGACUGAUGGUUCUAACGAAAAACAAUCAGUUCAGUCAGUUGGUCAACUUGGACAUGCAUUGUGUAAAGAAAAAUUGUGCCAAAGCAAUUUAGUACGAAUAUUUUGGCCAAAAGACAAAUGCUUUCUUUUACGAGAUGACGUUGUCUUUGUCGAUAGCCCUGGAGUUGAUGUAACAGGCGAACUUGAUGGAUGGAUCGACAAACAUUGUUUAGAUGCUGAUGUUUUUGUUUUAGUUGCUAAUGCCGAGUCGACAUUAAUGGUUACUGAAAAAAAUUUUUUCCAUAAAGUAUCAACAAGAUUAUCAAAACCGAAUAUAUUCAUAUUAAAUAAUCGUUGGGAUGCAUCUGUAUCUGAGCCAGAAUUUUUAGAUGCACUGGUCGAUGAACAGAAAGAAGUAAGAGCACAACAUCAAAAUAUAGCUGUUGACUUUCUGGCACGUGAAUUGAAAGUUUAUUCACCAAAAGAUGCUGAGGAUCGUAUUUUUUUUAUUUCUGCUAAAGAAACUCUUCAAGCGCGUUUACAAGAACAACGUGGGCAACCUGCUCACAACGGUGCUUUAGCGGAUGGUUUCCAAAAUCGUUACUUUGAGUUUCAAGAUUUUGAAAGAAAAUUUGAAGAGUGUAUAUCUAAGUCUGCUGUAAAAACUAAAUUCGAACAACAUUCACAGAGAGGCAAACAUAUUGCUACAGAAAUCCGCCAAACAUUAGAUGAAGUAUUGAAUCGUGCUCAAAAGAUGCGUAUUGAACAAUUAACAAUUCAAAAAGAAGUUAACGAUAAACUUAAUUAUACUGAAGACCAAUUAGGAUUAGUUACUAAAGAAAUGAAAGAUAAAAUUCAUCGAGUAGUCGAAGAUGUUGAGCAACGUGUAUCAAAAGCUUUAAAUGCUGAAAUACGGCGGCUUUCAUCUCUUGUUAAUGAUUUUAAUGUACGUUUUCAUGCAGAACCACUCGUUUUAAAUGUUUAUAAACGUGAAUUACAUUCAUAUGUUGAGAGUGGAUUAGGCUCUAAUUUAAGGGCACAAUUAAGCUCGGUAUUAGCAUCAAACAUGGAUUCAUCGCAGCGAGAAAUGACCAAUCGAAUGUCCAGUUUAUUACCUGAUAGUAAACGACAACUAUGCUUAAAUAUUUUACCUAGAAGAGAACCUUUUGAAAUAUUAUAUCGACUUAAUUGUGAAAAUCUUUGUGCUGAUUUUCAUGAAGAUUUAGAGUUCAGAUUUUCAUGGGGUAUUACGGCAUUGAUUAAUAGAUUUUCUGGAAAACAAGGAAAUAGAUUAGCAAUUGCAAAUUAUCCUCAAGAAAUUCCACCAUCAAUAACAUCACCAACUGAUAGUAUAGAUUCAUUAAAAUAUGUAACAAAUCCAAUAAAUUUAUCACCACGUAACGACGAUUGGUCAUUAGCAUCACGAAUUGCAUUCGCUUCUAUCACAUCACAAGGAACCAUGGGUGGAUUAAUAAUUGCUGGAUUUAUGUUAAAAACUGUCGGCUGGAGAUUAAUUGCUGUAACUGGAGCUAUUUACGGAUCAUUAUAUCUUUACGAACGACUUACAUGGACGAACAAAGCUAAAGAACGUGAAUUUAAACGUCAAUAUGUUGCUCAUGCUACAAAAAAAUUAAGAUUAAUUGUCGAUCUUACAUCUGCUAAUUGUAGCCAUCAAGUUCAACAAGAAUUAUCGAGUACUUUUGCUCGUUUAUGUCACUUGGUUGAUGAAUCAAAUACAGAAAUGAAUUCUGAAUUACAAAAAAUAACUGAAACUUUAAGGUCACUUGAAACGGCAGUCACUAGUGCUAAAGUUUUACGAAACAAAGCAAAUUAUCUCGCAAACGAACUAGAAUUAUUCGACGCAGCUUAUAUUAAAUCGUUAAAUUAAAUUUAUGAAACCAAAUAAUCAAUUUUUUUUGUUAAAAUUUUUUUUUUUUAAUUCUGUAGUUUAAGAUUUUGAGAUUCUUAUAUUAUUUAUAGUGAUUUUUAAGAAGGAUAUUAUAAUCAUUACGGUGUAUAAUCAAUUGUUACAUUACAUUAGUUUAUGGAAUGUUGUUAUGAUAAAUUCUAGUCGUAAAAUUACCGACAAUGGAUUUAGAUUAUAUUAUUUAUAAUAUUUAAUAUGUUUCUUCAUUAAAUCUAUACUCAAAUUCUAUAACUGUUCGAACGAAAAUAAUACUUUCCUAUCUAUUAAAAGUCAAAACUUUUUGUUACCCUUCUAUAAUCAAUUACUUUUUUCUUGACUCAUCUAUUUUUUGUUCACAAAA